AUGACCCUCAGUAAGGAGCCCUUCGCGGACACCCUUGUCAUCGACUGCCCCCUCGAGGCACAUACUCACGCAGAGCGCAGCUCGGCUGUACAAUACGAUGAGCAGGUUGCGCUGGGUCUCACAUUUGAGGAAGAUGAAUGGGUAUUUGAAUCAAGCUGGCGCUCCCUCUUUGACAGCACCACACUACACUCAUCUACAGACGAGGCGAUAGAUGAGAACAGACGAGCUGCAACCAGCUCCCCAAUCGUGAGUGGGUAUCCUUGGGACGAUGAGUAUGAUGUACUGUACAUCCCACCCGAUACACACGCACCGAUGCUGUGUGAUUAUCCGAGGCAUUGGGUAUUCGACGCCACCCUCGCCGGCCCUUCCACAUUCCCGGGUGCCCUAGGACACCCAGGCGGCACGGCUGGGGGCAGAAACACGCCCUCAAGUACCGAGUCAUCGUAUAGGAUCGGAGAUUCCGUAUCCUAUGCAAUCGUCCCUGGUCUGCUACAUGCAGAGCAGGGUACGACAACAAUAGAACACACAACCACGCUCCACGACGAAGAGCUGCAAGACAGCGGGGACAAAGACAACUUUGAAAUGGGGGCCUCCUUACUCCACCGAGACGUUUUCGCUUUCAAUGAAGACAAGGAGCACUCCGCUUCCAUCGAAGACGGACCUCCACCUGCUAACGAGGAUGUAGAGACAUGCGCCUCUUCAUCCAGCAAAAUCACGUCAGUGAAGCAGAAUGACAAGGGGAAAGAGCGCGCGAAGCCAGAGCCGCCCAACGAGCACAACGCACAGUCGUCUAAAAACAGCAAGAAGCGCAAGAACCCUCAUGACGGGCACGAUGUCGACCAGCCCAUCCCGCCGAAGAAGAAACACGCUCGCAGGAAGGCGGCGAAGGGCAAUUGGGAGUGCCCCGAGCCGGGCUGCACCUGGACCUUCACGCGCGAAUGGGACAUGGAACGGCAUUGGGAGUGGGACUGCAGUGCGAGAGAUCCCAGCCUGCUGAAGGUGGCAAUCUGCAGCUACUGCGACGCACAGUUGUCAAGGCCGGACGCAUUGAAGCGCCACCUGAGGGACACAUGUCCAGUGAAGAAAGCGCUGGAGGCGUCUCUGGCAGAAAGGGCGGGCGAGGAGGAAGAGGCGGGAAAGGCAGCAGAGGCGGUCGUGGAGGUGGCCCAGGUCGCUCCACAAUCAGAUUGUGUAUUCGGUACUCACCAGUUCCACGGUUAA
This is a messenger RNA of Postia placenta MAD-698-R-SB12, 1221 nucleotides long. RefSeq lists its product as hypothetical. Bases 1 to 1221 code for a protein of 406 amino acids. The record is from RefSeq and is a predicted model, not a curated record. The transcript has 7 exons. NCBI's taxonomy places the organism in Eukaryota, Fungi, Basidiomycota, Agaricomycetes, Polyporales, Adustoporiaceae.